AGAAAAUCACGAAAAUGCCACUGUAGAUUCAAAAUCAACGAUCCAGAAUUCCAGAUCUCCGCAAAUCCGCCACCGCCACUGUUCGCCGCUGUCGGCUUUGUUUUUCAAACAAUGAAGCUUCCCGGCAAUGCCGAUUUCCUCAAGAGCCAAACGGCGAUCAAAUUCGCAGCCUUCGUUUUCAUCUCCGUCUCAUUCUUUUACUUAGGCAAACACUGGUCCGACGGUUCCCGCCAGCUCGUCUUCUUCUCCCGCCAAUCGCCUUCCACCACGACGUCGUCUGUGCCUUCCGUCGCUAUUUCUCCCAAUUUCAAUAAAGAAUUCAAUAUUUCCGCUCUCAUUAAUGCCACAGAACUCGAAACCAGCUCGGGAUCAGCUGAUCCGGAUAUAAGUAAUGAGCGGCAAUCGGUGUCGGCGUUGAAGGCAGCUCCGCCUCCUCCCCCGCCGCCACCGGAGAUAAAGAGUUACGGUAUCGUGGAUGAGAAUGGUACGAUGUCGGAUGAGUUUGAGAUCGGGGAGUUCGAUCCAGAUUUGGUGGAGAAUUGGGGAAACGGAACGGAGAUUGAGACGGAAACCAAUAAGGAAGAUGCUAAGUCUACAUUCAGGGCUAAGAAGUUUGGGCUUUGUGACGAGAGUAUGAGAGAGUAUAUACCUUGUUUGGAUAAUGUGGAAGCGAUCAAGAGGCUUAAGUCGACUAAGAAUGGAGAGAAAUUUGAACGGCAUUGUCCGGAGAAAGGAAAAGGAUUGAAUUGCUUGGUUCCGCCUCCCAAAGGGUACCGGCCGCCAAUCAAUUGGCCUAGGAGCCGCGAUGAGGUGUGGUUCAGUAAUGUCCCGCAUUCGCGUCUGGUAGAUGACAAAGGUGGUCAGAAUUGGAUUUCCAGAAAAGGGAAGGAUAAAUUCAAGUUUCCUGGAGGUGGCACACAAUUCAUACAUGGGGCAGACCAGUACCUGGAUCAAAUGUCUAAGAUGGUCCCUGAGAUUACAUUUGGUCAUCAUAUUCGUGUUGUUUUGGAUGUUGGAUGUGGUGUGGCAAGUUUUGGUGCUUAUUUGCUAUCACGGAAUGCUAUUGCCAUGUCAAUAGCUCCUAAAGAUGUCCAUGAAAACCAGAUCCAAUUUGCUCUCGAACGUGGAGUACCUGCAAUGGUAGCUGCAUUUGCAACUCUUCGUUUAUUGUAUCCCAGUCAAGCCUUUGAUUUGAUACAUUGUUCUAGAUGUCGUAUAAACUGGACUCGCGAUGAUGGAAUUUUGCUCCUUGAGGUGAAUAGAAUGCUCAGAGCUGGUGGAUAUUUUGCUUGGGCAGCGCAGCCUGUUUACAAGCAUGAACAAGCCCUUGAGGAACAGUGGGAAGAGAUGCUUAACCUUACUACUCGCCUCUGCUGGAACCUUGUAAAGAAGGAAGGGUAUAUUGCAAUAUGGCAGAAGCCUUUUAAUAACAGCUGUUAUUUAAGCCGUGAAGCUGGGACUAUUCCUCCUCUGUGUGAUCCAUAUGAUGACCCAGAUAAUGUUUGGUAUGUUGUUCUAAAGGCUUGCAUUAGUCGACUUCCUGAGAAUGGAUAUGGUGCAAAUUUUGCACCUUGGCCUGCUCGUUUGCAAACUCCACCUGACAGGCUGAAGAGCAUACAUAUUGAUUCCUACAUAGCUAGAAAAGAACACUUCAAGGCUGAAUCAAAAUACUGGAAUGAAAUAGUGGCAAGCUAUGUCCGUUCUCUACAUUGGAAGAAGUUUAAUCUAAGGAAUGUAAUGGACAUGAGAGCUGGCUUUGGAGGAUUUGCUGCAGCAUUGAUCAACAACCAACUUGAUGCUUGGGUUCUCAAUGUGGUCCCUGUUAGUGGGCCUAAUACCUUGCCUGUUAUAUAUGAUCGUGGAUUAAUAGGGGUCAUGCACGACUGGUGUGAGCCAUUCGAUACAUACCCGAGGACCUAUGACUUUUUGCAUGCAGCUGGCCUCUUCUCGAUUGAGAGGAAAAGAUGUAAUAUGUCUACCAUCAUGCUUGAAAUGGACCGGAUAUUGAGACCUGGUGGGCGAGUAUACAUCCGCGAUUCUCUUGACGUUAUGGAUGAGCUUCAAGAUAUUGCAAAAGCCAUGGGUUGGCAUCCAGCUUUACGCGAUACAUCUGAGGGUCCUCAUGCAAGUUACAGGAUCUUGGCAUGUGACAAGCGCUUGCUUCGCGGUUGAACCAGUAGAACCGAGGACUUGAAGUCGCACCACCUUUUGGUGUUAACUAAUGCAAAUCGAAGAUGUAAUUAGAUAGGCUAAUGCGAGUCUUGCAAAGGGUUGUUUCCAGAAUAAAAGAGGGGUCAUCGAUUUUGAAGUUUUAACAUCGUACAAGGUGAGAAGAUUACGGUAUUUGCAGUCAUCAGACCCGAGCAGGACAUCAGACACUUUUGAGGUUCUUAGAGAUGGUGUUCAGUCCAGCCAGAUAUUUGAUAUCUUCAGCUGAAAUGGAGCCUGGUAAUAAGCCUAGAUAUGCUUUCUAGAUGGUUUGAGAUUAGACCUAUCUAUGGGUCGAGUUUGAGGUUCGGACUUUGAGAUCUCGAGUUUGAGUUUUAAUGGCUUAAGUGUCAUAUGUAGGUUUU
This is a messenger RNA of Hibiscus syriacus, 2573 nucleotides long. RefSeq names its product probable methyltransferase PMT11. The transcript has 9 exons. Gene Ontology annotation, cellular component: endosome; trans-Golgi network; cytoplasm. Lineage: Eukaryota; Viridiplantae; Streptophyta; Magnoliopsida; Malvales; Malvaceae. The coding region runs from base 112 to 2172 and encodes 686 amino acids. Gene Ontology annotation, molecular function: methyltransferase activity. The record is from RefSeq and is a predicted model, not a curated record.